AUGGCCAAGAACAAGAAGACCGGUGACACCAUCUCGUCGCGCCUUGCGCUCGUCAUGAAGUCGGGCAAGGUCACCAUGGGUACCAAGUCCACCAUGAAGACCCUCCGCUCUGGCAAGGCCAAGCUGGUCCUCAUCUCCGGCAACUGCCCUCCCCUGCGCAAGUCUGAGCUCGAGUACUACGCUAUGCUCGCCAAGACCCCGGUUCACCACUUCAACGGCAACAACAUUGAACUCGGAACCGCCUGCGGUAAGCUGUUCCGCUGCUCGGCCAUGGCCGUGCUGGAUGCCGGUGACUCGGACAUCCUUAGCCAGGAGGCAUAA
Messenger RNA from Penicillium alfredii, 321 nucleotides. Its product is annotated as 60S ribosomal protein eL30. NCBI's taxonomy places the organism in Eukaryota, Fungi, Ascomycota, Eurotiomycetes, Eurotiales, Aspergillaceae. Gene Ontology annotation, molecular function: RNA binding; structural constituent of ribosome. Gene Ontology annotation, cellular component: cytosolic large ribosomal subunit. The transcript is spliced from 3 exons. The coding region runs from base 1 to 321 and encodes 106 amino acids. The record is from RefSeq and is a predicted model, not a curated record.